This is a messenger RNA of Penicillium macrosclerotiorum, 1362 nucleotides long. Its product is annotated as MFS transporter. Gene Ontology annotation, molecular function: transmembrane transporter activity. Gene Ontology annotation, cellular component: membrane. NCBI's taxonomy places the organism in Eukaryota, Fungi, Ascomycota, Eurotiomycetes, Eurotiales, Aspergillaceae. The record is from RefSeq and is a predicted model, not a curated record. Gene Ontology annotation, biological process: transmembrane transport. The coding region runs from base 1 to 1362 and encodes 453 amino acids. The transcript is spliced from 3 exons.
AUGAGCGCCGAAUUUACAGUUUCAAGUCCUCUUCUUUCGAGUCAACGGUCAUCAAACUUGAAAGCAGACCUUGAGAAUACUAUGCAACAGGACGCUACGUCUUCAGAGCAGGACGAUAUCCCACCAUUACAUGCCGUCAAUAUCGCUCAGAGAUGGAAUGAGUCGAAGACUAUGAUUUGGAGGGUGACAGCCACAUUCUGGUGUGCAUUUGUUAUGGGUUCCAAUGAUGCCGCAUAUGGUGCUAUAAUUCCCUAUUUGCAACUUUCUUAUCACAAAAGCUACACUGUGAUCUCGCUGGUUUUCCUCUCGCCCUUUUUUGGCUAUACAGCGUCCGCCAUCCUGAACAGUCUGGUCCAUCAGCAGUUCGGCCGUCGAGGAGUCAGUAUUCUCGGCCCUGGAUGUCACUUGCUGGCUUUCAUGGUCAUAUCACUUCACCCUCCCUUCCCGGUAUUGGUGAUUAUGUAUAUGUUUGUCGGCUUUGGCAGUGGUCUCCAGAACGCAGCCUGGAAUGUGUGGAUUGGAAACAUGGCUAGUUCUCACCAAGUCCUUGGGUGUCUCCACGGAUUUUAUGGAAUUGGCGCGACAUUCAGCCCUCUAGUUGCUACAAGUCUGAUUACCAAGGCUGGCUGGGAAUGGUAUUUGAUCUACUAUCUCAUGACCGGAGGGGCGGUGAUCGAGCUUGUCAAUGCCACUGCUGCAUUCUGGACUGAUAACGGCUCUCAAUACCGUCAAGAAAGUGCAUCGUCUUCCGGCAGAGACGAAGGAAUCAACCAAACCCGUCUUUCGCUUACCUACCGAGUCACAUGGAUCUGUGCUAUCUUCCUCUUCCUAUAUGGGGGCGUCGAAGUAUCCAUUGGCGGGUGGAUUGUUGUUUUCAUGACCAAAGUUCGUCAUGGCAAAGCAUUUGCAUCCGGUAUGGCAGAAACGGGGUUCUGGCUCGGCGUCACAGUCGGCCGAUUUGCGCUCGGAUUUGUCUCACCUCGGAUUGGCGAGAAGCUGUCGAUUGCCGUCUACAUCAUUCUUGCAAUCGCACUUGAGCUCGUUUUCUGGCUUGUGCCGGACUUUAUUGUCUCCGCAGUGGCGGUCUCCCUCGUUGGCUUCUUCUUGGGCACUAUUUUCCCGGGGGUGGUGGUUGUGGCCACUCGUCUGCUGCCGAAGAAUCUUCAUGUAGCGGCUAUUGGAUUUGCAGCCGCUUUCUCCAUGGGAGGCGGCGCUGUGUUUCCUUUCAUUAUCGGCGCUAUUGCACAGGCUAAGGGUGUGGCAGUGCUGCAGCCUAUUUUACUUGCCAUGCUAUUUGUAGCGUUGAUGGUUUGGGCAAUGCUGAUUCGAGAGCCAACGCAGGGGCUACCGUAUAUGGUUUAA